Molecule: messenger RNA, 1343 nt
Organism: Pseudonaja textilis
Lineage: Eukaryota; Metazoa; Chordata; Lepidosauria; Squamata; Elapidae
Source: RefSeq, a predicted model, not a curated record
GUCUGGCCAAUGCCACAUUUGAGGAGCAGGAUGCAGUUGAAUUCACAGCAAAUACGUCCGUCACCAGAGCUCUUCACAGCCUCCGCCUGGACUUCAGAACGCGGGACGAUGAUGCUGUCUUGAUGCAAGCCGUGGAGGAAGUGGAUUCUCUUCUGGUGGCUAUUCAAAACUCUUCGCUCCUGGUUGAAAUCCGGAGUGGGAAUGGAGUCGAGGGAGCAAACCUUCUCAGGCCCGCACCCAUCUCUGAUGGCUCAUGGCACACCCUCUUGUUGACCAUGGAAGAGCCCUCGGCCUAUUCGUCAAGGUGGCACCUCCAGUUGGAUGAUUCCACCAAUACAACCCUCCUGGGAAAUGCGGGCAACCUGGAUUUCUUAAAAAGCAACACAUUUAUUGUCUUGGCUGAAAACUUCACGGGUUGCCUCGGUCAUGUAGACAUCGGGGGGCUGCUUUUGCCCCUGGCCAGCCACCCUCUUUACCCACAGCCGGAACAAUUCGUUCAGGUGUCCAGCAGGCCCCUCCUUCUGGGCUGCCGGGGAGAAGACGUCUGUUCUUCCAAUCCGUGUCACCACAAAGGCUCCUGCUUGGACCUCUUCAAUGCCUUCAGUUGUGCCUGCCAGCCUGGGUGGGAAGGGCCGCUGUGUGAGACCAACACGGACGACUGCAAAUCCAGCCCGUGUCUUCACGGCGAGUGCAAAGACCUGGUGGGAGACUUCCAGUGCGUCUGUCAGAAGGGUUUCAUCGGGAAACGUUGCCACAUCAACGUAGAUGACUGCGUGAGGCACCAGUGCCAGAACGGAGGGAUCUGUGUGGACGGCGUCUACAGCUACUCCUGCAAAUGCCCGCCAGAAUACUCUGGCCCCCUCUGCGAGUGGCCCUUCCCUCCUGAACAAUGUGGCAAGAACUUCACCUGUUUGAACGGUGGCGAAUGCAUGAGUGGCCCCUGGGGAGCCAACUGCAGCUGCAAGACUGGCUACACGGGCGUGAAGUGCCAGAUCAACAUCAGUGACUGUGACCCCAACCCCUGCAAAAACGGGGGGACGUGUCAGCACUCCACGAAUCAUUUCUGGUGUAUCUGCAGUGCCAACUACGCUGGAGAAUAUUGUGAUGUCAGUAGAGGAAGCCUCCCAGGCUCCGCCUUUCCCUUCCCCUUGGUCGAAGUGGCAGUGCCGGUCGUCUGCAGCUGCCUGUUCCUUCUCAUCAUCAUCCUCGUCCUGAUGAUUCUCACCGCCAGGAAGAGGCGCCAAUCCGAGGGAACCUACAGCCCGAGCCAGCAGGAAGUGGCCGGAGCUCGCCUGGAGAUGGACAGCGUCCUCAAAGUCCCACCAGAAGAACGUUUGAUAUGA